GAGAACACACCUGGACGCCAGCCAGAACUGGAGGUGCGGCUCUCGUGGCGGUCACUUCUCCCAGGUCUGGUGACUUGCUCUGCUCGGAGUUGGAGAGGCCCUUUCACUUCGGCGGAUUGCUCCACAGCCAUGCCCAGGAUCUGGGUUCUCCUGCCUCUGGUACUUGCCUUUAUCAUUGGAUCAUUGUCCAGAAUUAUCAAUGCUCGAGUGACUGAUACCAACUCUGAAGUGUUGGAGUUGAGGGAGAAUGUUACUAAAACUGAGACUCACUGCUCAAAAGGCCUGCAUCUUGGAGGCCAGUUCUGCUGUCAGCUCUGUCCUCCUGGCACAAGGAAAGUUGCUGACUGCACAGUCAAUGGGGAUAAACCAACAUGCAUACCCUGCCAAGAAGGGAAGGAGUACACAGAUAAUGAACAUUAUUCUUCUAAAUGCAGAAGAUGUAAGUUAUGUGAUGGAGAACACGGUUUAGAAGUGGAGACAAACUGUAACCAGACCCAGAAUACCAAGUGCAGAUGUAAACCAAACUUUUAUUGUGACACUUCUGUAUGUGAACACUGUGAGCCAUGCACCAUGUGUGAACAUGGAAUCAUUGAGAAGUGCACACCCACCAGCAACACCGAAUGCAAAAAAGAAAGUUUCAAUUAUAACUUGUGGUGGUUAUUGUUGUUCCUACUACUCCCGAUUGCAAUAGUUUUUGGGCUGAUUUUUCAGGGCAGAUUUUUCAAGUGCCUCAGUAGAAAACAUGGUUACCAUGAAUCGAUGCCCUCCCAUCUGGAAACAGUGCCAAUGAAUUUCCCAGAUGUCGACUUGAGUAAAUAUAUCAUUAGUAUUGCUGAACAUAUGACAAUAAAUCAAGUUAGAGAAUUUGUUCGGAAGAAUGGUAUCAAUGAAGCCAAGAUAGAUGAGAUCAAGAAUGACAAUCUCCAAGAUACAGCUGAGCAGAAAGUCCAACUGCUUCGUAACUGGUAUCAAUUUCAUGGGAAGAAAGAUGCAUAUGACACUUUAAUUAAAAGUCUCAGAAAAGCCAAUCUUUGUGCUCUUGCUGAGAAAAUUCAGGAUAUUGUACAGAAAGACAUUAAUGAACAUGAAAAUGAAAGACAAAGUUUGGCCUAAGGCUCUGUGCUAGGUCUGGCCUAUUUCCAUGGUCACCUCCAGUGAGAAGGCAGACCUUAAUGACACUGUCAAAUGCUGUAUCACAACUUUGAUGAAUGUCCCUAGAAGAAAAGGUGAAGGAAUAGCUUGAUGAGAGAAUUUGACCUUAUUUGUGAAAUCAAGAGAGUGACUGGUGUUCUGAGAUCUCAAGCAAGGAAGAGCAAGAAGCAGGAGCAAGCAAGAGGACAGACAAGGAAGAGCUUCAUCUCUGUGCCAGGAGACCACCAAUAGCCUGGAGCCCAGGAAGCGGGUCGCUGCUGACUGACUCUACCUUUGCCAUAGCUUGGGAAGUUUCCCAUUACAGGCAGGGGAAGUGCAGUGAAUAUUUGCAGGACUGGAGACUAAGAAGUAAUUAACUGGGAUGUUAUAGCAUCUUUUUGUUUUCAGAAAGACCACUUGUUUCAUUUCUUCCUGGUCACACAGCACUAACUGUGUUUGGGGUUCUGUGAGUAGGUCUGUGGGCUCUACAAUCUUGAAAAGACUAAGCCCCUUGUUCCUCUUAGAUGCUCCCUGAGGGGCUGUUUCCCCAGAAGAGAAGGUUGGUUCCAGGGUGAGUAGUAGCAGGAGAGAUGUACAUGUUGUCAGGCCCCUGGGUUCAUGGCCAGGGUACAAUAGCUUGGAUGGAAUAUCCCCAGUGCCUGGACUUGGAUGUUCAAAUCCCUCUUUUUACUAAAAGCCCUGUCUUUUGGUAAAGCUUUCAUAAGCGACUAUAAAAACUUGUUUCUCUUGGACUGUAUUAAAACCACACUGAUCAAGAAAGGAGGUGUUUAUAUUGAAAUAUAAAAUUUUUAGUCUUUCUGAAAAUAUUUAUUGAACAAUUUCUCCUUCUCCUCUUCCUCUUCCUCCCCUCCCUCUCCCACUCCCCCUCCUUCAAAACCAGAUACCAUUCCAGGCCCUUAGCUAAAAUGUUACUAAAAUAUUCAUAGACUUUGCCAUUGUGAAGCUGAAAUUCUAGCAGAGGGAUAAUAAACAGAUAAACAAUAAAAUAUAAUUGAAAAACGUUUUCUGUUACAAAAUGACACAUGCUGUAGUAAAUAGAACAGGAUGUGGAGGACUGGGCAAAGGCAGUGAGAGAAAAAAGGCAAGCAAGGUAGUCAGGAGAGGCCUCAGCAGGAUUGAGCAAAGACUUGAAGAGCAGUGAUCCAAAUAGGAGGAAGAGCUAGAGCAGAGCCCCAGAGCCAGAGCAAGUCAGGCCACUGUGAAAAUCAGCAAAAAGGUCAGUGAGGCUGCAGUGGAUGAGAGGGGGAGAGUGACAGGUGAUGAAGUCAUGGAGACAACAUGAUCCAGACCCAUGGAUCUGGUUCUGUUGGGGGACAGACCUUGUCAGAUGCAUCUUUGUAUCCUCUUUGUUAAUCCACUGUGAUUAACACAAUGUUUGCAUGUGCCAGUUGCUCCAAUUGUGCAGCUUCAUUGAACAAAACCUUUGGGGAAACUGAGUAACAGGAAAGCAUUGCAAAGCGUCCUUCAGGAAAUGGACAGUCCUUCAGGAAAAGCGAGUGUAUGAGAAUAGGUACUGAUGUGGAUGUGGGACUCGACACUGGUUUUGAAGGCCUGCAAAACCAUUUACUGAAUUAGUGGGACUCUGAAUUAGUAUGAGGGAGGUUCCAGUGCAGCACUUUCUACACUGCAACCCUCUAAGGCUUCCUUGUACCAAGGGUGCUCUGCCUGCAGUUACCACUUUCAUUACCAUCUCUAGUAAGUAGCCAUUCUAAAGUACAAACUUGUGUCCCAUAACAAGGACACUUGGUUAUGGGGACACAUUCUGAGACAGGCUUCAUUAGGAUAUUUUGCCAUUGUGUCAGACCAGGACAGCUGUGACCUGUGAUUUCACUAGGCAAUAUAAUCUUAAGGGCCUCCAUUGAACAUGGAGUAUGUGGUUCAUCAUCAACCAAAACAUCUUUAUGUAGAGCCUGAAUGUAUUUAAAGUGCACCUUUUUCUUUGCAGCUGGUCUUGAAAACUAUUGCUGUUUUUUGUACAUGUUUUUAUUUCUGUAAUUGAUGAUGUGUUAUACAUAUCAGUGCUUUCAUUCAAAAUCUAGUUUUGAAGAUCAACCAUAUACAUGUAUAUAGUAAAAAACUUGCAUAUAUAGCAUGUAUCAUCUACAAGUUGCAUAUCAUAUGUAUAUCAUGCAUAUGUAUAACAUGGCAUCUUUUACAAAAUUGGUACUAAGUAAAUAUGUGUCAACAGAAGAAACAAGUUUUACUUUUUAUGCCAAUAAAAUAUUUGU
Molecule: messenger RNA, 3380 nt
Organism: Sciurus carolinensis (gray squirrel)
Lineage: Eukaryota; Metazoa; Chordata; Mammalia; Rodentia; Sciuridae
Gene: Fas
Product: Fas cell surface death receptor
Exons: 10
Coding region: 130-1113 (327 amino acids)
Biological process (GO): negative regulation of apoptotic process; activation-induced cell death of T cells; regulation of stress-activated MAPK cascade
Cellular component (GO): membrane raft; external side of plasma membrane; CD95 death-inducing signaling complex
Molecular function (GO): tumor necrosis factor receptor activity; protein binding
Source: RefSeq, a predicted model, not a curated record